AUGUCUCAAUCACAUAUUUGCACCAAAAAGCAUUAUCGGCCGCCUGGAUACGUUCGAGGUGGCGAUCAGCGCCGGCCCGCCUUGGUAUUCCAAGGCUACAAGGCUCGCCCCUUGCUCAACUGUACGGUAGGGAGCUUUUGGGAGGUCCCGACUAAUGAGCUUGCUCAAGCCCAGAUCAAGGCGAAAACAAGAUAUCAGGAGCUAUUUGGUAAAUACAGCAAAAUGACACGGCAACAGCUUCAUAAACAGGAUCUUCCCAAGAUGUUGACAAAGUUUGCCCACCAGCUCGAUGAAUUCUUCUUCUUUGGAUCCCUUUUCAAUAGCUCAGGAAUCCGUGUCCAUGUUCAGUUGCUCCCAGAGCAUCGCGAGCAUCUCUGUUUAGGCCGGGCUUUCAGUGAUGAGGCAAAUGACAUGGAGCGAUUCGUGCAAAUCGCACGUCGCACCCGUGUCCCCGUGGGUCGUGCCAAGCUCUCGCUCGUCGACAUGCUGGGGGUGCUCUACCACGAGCUCCUUCACACGUACUUGGGCCUCUAUCUAUGCCAAAGUGACGGCUGUGAGUGGUACCGCCUCAACGCUGAAGGCCUGAGCGGACACGGGCCCGUGUUCCGCGCCCUGGAGCACACCGGCCUCAAGACGCUGCAGUCGUGGGGCACGCAAAAGGGCGAAACGGUCAUCCCGCCCGAGUGGCAUGAUGACUUUGUCUGGACGGCAUCGUGGCAGGAAGAGUGUCAAGAGGUUACUUCGUGCAAGGAACUUGGCAAGAUCCCACACGCGCAUCUGGCCAAUUUGCGGCAUAAUCCUUCGCCCAACGAGAUUAUCCAGGUUCGAGGAAUAAAAGUCAUCAUUGACGGUCCGCGCCUCAGGCGCCAUGUCAAGAAGAACGCCAAAAAGGAUAGAAAGCAUCAAAGGAAGCAGACAUGA
Molecule: messenger RNA, 921 nt
Organism: Pestalotiopsis fici W106-1
Lineage: Eukaryota; Fungi; Ascomycota; Sordariomycetes; Amphisphaeriales; Sporocadaceae
Exons: 1
Coding region: 1-921 (306 amino acids)
Source: RefSeq, a predicted model, not a curated record